Rubroshorea leprosula is the source of this 726-nucleotide messenger RNA. The record is from the annotation of a GenBank genome assembly. NCBI's taxonomy places the organism in Eukaryota, Viridiplantae, Streptophyta, Magnoliopsida, Malvales, Dipterocarpaceae.
AUGUGCAAAAAGUAUACUCUUGAAAGAUGCAAUCGGCUCUGGUGAAAUGGAAGUACAGAGAGUCGGUUCUGAAAGCUGUAGCCAGCUCUACGGGUAAAAAUUUAAAGGUCCGUUGUUUGGUGCGGGCAGAGAAAAGACGCAAAGCUGGCUCCAACUUUGCAGCCGGCUCUGGUUGUGGAAGAAAACAGAAUGUGCAACAAACCCGCAAAGCUAGUUGCAGAAAUGGUAAGCCGACUGUACAGAGCCGGCUUGAGAAAGUUAAGCCGACUCUCCUGACAAUCCUGCAACUUGAACUUUGCGUCCUGCAGAGCAUUUAAUGACCCCCAAUGGCUAGAAACGGCUAUUUUCAAGCAAGGGACUAUAAAUAUGGUUGGUAACAGAUCUGGAACAAGUUUAAGAACAUUGCAUUAAAUAUCUUUACCUACCUACUUAAGCCUUAACUUCAGUUUUUUAUCUUUGAGUGAUCAUUGCUUGUAAUCCUCUUCUUGUUCUAUUAGUGUAUGUUCUUGAGGGUGUGAUUAUUCCUUCAAGAGUGAUCUAUUGAGAGGAUUCGUGGGGUUUACAUUUUAAAGGGGUGAGGUUUGAGAGAAAUACUCAUUUUCUUGUAAAAGGAUUGAUUGUUUUUCUUAGUGAAGAGUGUGGAGGAAAUCCUUGAUGAGUGAAGCCAAUGUAGAGGACUAGACUCCAAGUGGUUCAACCGAACCUUUAUAAAUUUAUUGUGCAAAC